UUAUGUUGAAGCGAAAGCUGGCCCUGCAGACGGCGGGACUGUCCGAGGCAGAGCCCAAGAAACCAGCCAGGAGUGCAGAUACCACAUCCGCUCUGUUUGCCCAGCCACUGUGGGAGCAGUUCUACAACAAUGAAUGCAGCUUGAAUGAGGUGCUGUUAUCCUUGGAAACGCCGCCGACCAUUGCCUGCACAUACAAUCCCGUGGAGUAUGCGUCGUCCCUGCACUGCGCUUAUUUGCGACGCUUUCUAGAUGGACCGAAGAACGUCAUGUUCAUAGGCAUGAAUCCGGGACCAACUGGAAUGCUGCAGACGGGAAUUCCCUUUGGCAAUGUGCGCACGGUGAGCGAGCUAAUGGAGAUCUCCGGAGAGGUGGGCAGGCCGCCUGUACUCCAUCCUAAGCGACCAGUUGUGGGCUUGGAGUGCAAAACGCAAGAACGCAGUGGGGUGCGCUUGUGGGAGCUAUUUCUACGGUUGGCGGGCGGUCGGCUGGACAUAUUUUCGCGGCAAUGUUUUGUGCACAAUUUUUGUCCACUUGCCUUUUUUGAUGCUGCCGGGCGCAACAUAACACCGACUGAGCUGAAGGGUCCAUACAAGCGGCAGAUCCGUGACGUUUGCCUGGAUGCCUUGGAGAAGCAGUUGCUGAUUGUCAAGCCCCAGGUGGUGGUGGCUGUGGGUGAUUAUGUGUAUCAAGCAUUGAAGCGCUCGGACCACUGCAAAACGCUGCUGCGUUUGGCGCAUCCAAGUCCGCGUUCUUUGAAUAACACCAACUGGCCCGAGAAGGCGCAGGAGUUUCUCGAGCAGCAUGGAUUGAUACAUUUCAUGCGUAAUGAAGCGUAGGUGCAUUUAAAAUGCAUUUGCAGAUUUUCUGCAAUUGUCCAUCGAUCAAAUUCAAGACAAUUCCGAUCCUGAGGCAUAGUAGAAUAGAACAGGCCCGGAAAUAUUCACAAUUUGUACAAAAUAUUUAUAGUCUAAUAAAGUAU
Drosophila obscura is the source of this 979-nucleotide messenger RNA. RefSeq names its product single-strand selective monofunctional uracil-DNA glycosylase (gene Smug). The record is from RefSeq and is a predicted model, not a curated record. Gene Ontology annotation, biological process: base-excision repair. Lineage: Eukaryota; Metazoa; Arthropoda; Insecta; Diptera; Drosophilidae. The transcript has 2 exons. Gene Ontology annotation, molecular function: single-strand selective uracil DNA N-glycosylase activity; oxidized pyrimidine nucleobase lesion DNA N-glycosylase activity. The coding region runs from base 3 to 836 and encodes 277 amino acids.